GGCGCUGGGAGAGAGGUGGCAGAGGGUCAGGAAGACAGACUCCCCAUGUCGGCUGUGUAACCCGAGUCCUGGAACAGAGGAAGUGUCCCCAAAGCUGCUGACCAGAACAAGUGUCUUCUGAGGCCCAUCCCAUGAACAAGCCAUGGUGACCUGCCCAUUGGCAUCUACUAGCUCUAUUUACAGCCUGCUUGGGGUCUUCCUGCUCCUGGAUGCCUCCCUGAGUUCUUGUCAGGAAAGAUGGGAUGACCCCAUCUGCACUGAGAGCGUGGUGUCUGUAUUCAGGGGUAGUCAUGCAGUGAUGUCAUGCAACAUCUCCAACAACUUCAGUGACAUCACCAUCAGCCUGGCUUCCCAUGGAGAGAGGGUGAGGACUAUCUUCAAUGAGACGCCUCCAGGAAACGCCUCUGAGGAUGGGUGGCAGCUUCAGAUUCAUGGAGGCCAGGCCCAGCUGGUGAUCAACAAUGUCCAGGAUAUCCACACAGGACAGUACCAGUGGAGGCUGCAUGGAUGCCAGGCAGAAAUCAUGAACAUUUUCUUGAAUAUUUCUGAGUCCCAAGACCAGGAAGAGGCCAUAGGCCAAAGACGGUCCAUGUCCUCCAGUUCCCAAGACUCACUUCCUACUGCUGAAAAACUAGAGAGCUCCCCAUCUUCAGGGAGGAAGGAGACCAUCACCAUCGUUGUCAUAGUCACCAUCAUCAUCAUCAUCUUGAUCCUGGGAAUCACACAUGCCUGGCACAAGCAUCACCAUAUGCAGAAGUUCCAGCAGAUACGAGCCUCCGUGCCAGAUCUGCGUGACGAGUCGGAACCUCCCUCUGGUGCCUACCUGCCACUACCCUGAGACCCCCAAGUCCUGCUCCCACAGGGCUUCAUACCUGCUGUCCUGCUGUGGUGCCCCUCUCCAGUCCUUUGAUCCUGGGCUCUCCUCAGUGACCUUUGACCUUCCUCCAACACAGCCCUUCCCCCAUGUAUCCAGUGUCCCUCUGGCUGUUCAUCUUUUUGCACCAGAAAUCAAGAGCAGAGUAUGAAUGUAAAAAUGUUUAUCAAACCAGAAUGCAUAUGAAAGUUUUUUU
Nannospalax galili (Upper Galilee mountains blind mole rat) is the source of this 1070-nucleotide messenger RNA. Its product is annotated as secreted and transmembrane protein 1A. Gene Ontology annotation, molecular function: cytokine activity. Gene Ontology annotation, biological process: immune response. NCBI's taxonomy places the organism in Eukaryota, Metazoa, Chordata, Mammalia, Rodentia, Spalacidae. Bases 143 to 838 code for a protein of 231 amino acids. The record is from RefSeq and is a predicted model, not a curated record. The transcript has 6 exons.